Molecule: messenger RNA, 165 nt
Organism: Racocetra persica
Lineage: Eukaryota; Fungi; Glomeromycota; Glomeromycetes; Diversisporales; Gigasporaceae
Source: the annotation of a GenBank genome assembly
GUUCAGCGAAAUUCAAGUUAUACAAUAAUUGAAAAAGUGAUAUGGAAGAACAUUCGCAUAUCAUCUGACCACAGACAACUUUCUUUAGUGAUGACAAUUAAUUCAACUGUUUUUGACAAUGAUAAUAUUGCAGAAGAUGAAUCAAAUGAUGAUGAACAAAAUUAA